GUCCUGUAUUUAGCCAUAGCGUUCUCAGCCUCAGCCAGCCCAGAACUUGGGUAGGAUCUAAGUGUGUUGGUUCGAAGGUUUGAAUGUGCAUAUUCUUCGGUUUGAUAUUGUGUGCUGGAGCAAUUCGUGAAUUACCCCCCUGCUAAGAACUAUCGGAGAACAUGACACGACAUAUACUGUCCCGCAGUGUCCCUUGUAGAUAAAGACCGGCCCCUUCCUCGAGGGCUGAUAUCUAUAUGUCUGUCUGACGCUUGGCUCAUAGACAUAUAGACAUUGAAACUUUUACUACGGCUCAUCAUGGAAACUUCUCGAUAGUCUGAUACGACUAAAUCCGAAAGCAGUCACUUCAUAUAUCUAGAUCCUCUUUUUCCAGGGGAAGUCGGACAACUUGGCUUCUACUUCAUCGGUUGGCUCACUCGUUAUUCUCUCUUUGAACCUCGGCUACCAAGGCCAUAGUCCUUGGGCACGAUGGGUUCGUACAUUUCUAUUGCCGAGUGUCAGGCACGUUACAACGUCACGUUGAACUGCACUGUCGUUGGCAAAAAUGUCACCGUUGACGGGGAAAACGUGACGGAUAGACCAUUUACCAGGAUUGGCGACUAUGGCAAAGGCGAGUUCCCCGGCGAUCCGGAUAUUGCUGGCAUAGGAAUCCUUGGAGUCUUCGUCGCGGUCACUUCAUUCGCAAUAGCCACCGGUAUAGUAUCGGUUACAUGGCAGCUCCUAAAGACUUAUCAUUACAAAACCACUUACACCGACAAAGAGAAGGCAGCGAGACAACCUCGAACUAGCUUCUCCGAAAUUCUGGAAACGCUCAUUCUUGCCUGUAGCGACCAACAGGUGUUUACAGGAGCGGCGUACGCUCUCACGCUCCGGUACUGGAGAGGCUGCACCAUCUCGGCCUAUCACUACAACAUCGUCGCAAAUAUGAUGUUGCUUACUUGUGCUACGCAUCUUAUAUCGGUUACCAUCGUUCGAAAUUACUGGAAAUUCCGGUGGCUAGCCCUCCUUCGUGUCAUUGCCAUCACAGGCGUUUUUACAGUGACUGGUUUACUCAUGGCUAACCAAAACGCGAACACGGACAUAACGUUUCCUACGGGCAUUCCAAACGCGAACGAGACAGAUAGUGACCUACUCCUUGCGGCUGCCUGCUUUCAGACCAACGAGCAUACAGUGUCGGAUACAUUUAAAGAGACGACGUCGAGCGCUAAGACCUUCUUCAUUGACAACCUUGCGCAGUCGACGCCGCACAACAAGAUUCAAGGCUGGAAUUUGUACAUCAUCACGAUGCUAUUCUACGGGGUCGCUAUUAUCGCCGAGAUCAUUAAAUUUUUCCGACGUGGAAGAAGUAAGCCUGGGAUGAGGGCUGUUAUCGCUAAGCCAUUCCGACGAUGCUGCGCUCUCGGAACGCCUCUGAGGAAGUUUUCGCAGCAUAUAUUCCUGUUCUACCUCGUACUUGGCCUGGGCCUUGGCUGUGCCACUACCAUCAUCUCGACCAGUUAUAUAUUUAGGCUUCGGUCAUGGGUGAAUAACUCGGGAUGGAUCCAGAUAGAAAAUAACAUAAACCCGGAAAACGACGCGAAGAGUUUCGGCCAACUGGUUCCCAUAUUCUCAAGCGCGUUGAUCGUCUUCAGUUUUGCUCAGAUGAUAAGUGAGAAACUCACGGAGCAUAACAAGCGCAAGCAUGAGAACGAACACCCGUCGUCGCAGGCUGGCACUAUUCAAUACUUCGGCCCUUCUAGUUACGACCCAAUACCACCGUACCUUCCAGAAAAGGGAGGGACCAAGGAAAAAGGAGGGUGGCGAUAUUUCAAGACGACGGGGAUAAGUAGUACCACCAGUUUGCCUCCGCGAGCCGACCUAGAGAACCAAAUGGGGCGGGAUCGCGACAUGAACUCGGGUAAUCAUCAAGUGGCCAUCCCGCUGCUUAGCGAUAAUAAUUAUUUUUCGACUGUGCCGACGUACGGCAUACGGGAUCCUAGAUAUCCUAGAGAGCCUAGGCAUAGUUCGAGUCGUGAAUACUCCCCGCUACGGCACGAUACGACGCCACCACCAUCGCUGCCGUUCGCGGUGCGACCGCAUAGCCACGCUCGGGGUGUGAGCUCGACCUCGUCCCGCGGCUCUUAUUCGCCCCAGUCUCGCAGCUUAAUGGGGAGUCCGAAUGGCUCCCAGCAGUCAAUACCGAGAUCGGGGGACACGAGUAGAUUCUCAACCCGGCCGUCUCAUUGAAGAAGGGGAUGAGAACUGUUACGAUUUUGUAUGAAUGAUCUGGUUUGAUAAAGGUGGUGGAAUACCCUAGUACUUGUGUAUGUGU
This is a messenger RNA of Annulohypoxylon truncatum, 2311 nucleotides long. RefSeq lists its product as uncharacterized. The record is from RefSeq and is a predicted model, not a curated record. NCBI's taxonomy places the organism in Eukaryota, Fungi, Ascomycota, Sordariomycetes, Xylariales, Hypoxylaceae. Bases 469 to 2226 code for a protein of 585 amino acids. The transcript is spliced from 4 exons.